ACUUAUAUAUUAUUUGUCGCACACAGCAGUCUGUAGUCGGCCAUUACUCGUCCCGAGCGAGAAGUCGAGAACGCGCGUUCGUCUCCCGCCAAAACAUUUGAAUUUCGUACUGUGCUGUCAGUGACGUUUUUUUUUUCAAUUAAACUCUGUUCACGGACUACUCUGCCAUGGAUUUACUGAGCAAGAUCCGCAGUCACCAGAGGACGCCCUCGGGCUCCCGGGACUUCAAGGAGGCCACGAAGCGCGAUGCCCUCGCGCGGCUGGAGGUGGAGCUCGACAGGCUAGUGGCCUCCGUCCACGAGACCAGGCGGCCGCUCGUCGAGAAGGAGUUCAAGGGCUUCAAGAAUCUAUUCGGCAGAUUCUUGGCUGAACAGGGUCCAUCGGUGACAUGGGAGAAGAUUCAGAAACUGCCGGAGGGCGCGGUCAUAGACUACACGUCCCUCACCACCCCCACCACAGACAACGUGCACCACAUGCUGGACAAGUUGGUGGUGGUCAAGCUGAACGGAGGUCUGGGCACAUCCAUGGGUUGUAAGGGUCCCAAGUCCGUCAUCCAAGUCAGGAACGAUCUCACGUUCUUGGAUCUUACUGUACAACAGAUUGAGCAUUUGAACAAAACCUACAAAUGCAACGUGCCACUGGUCCUGAUGAACUCGUUCAACACGGACGAUGACACCCAGAAGGUCAUCCGCAAGUACCAGGGCCUCAAGCUGGAGAUCCACACCUUCAACCAGUCCUGCCACCCCAGGAUCAACCGGGAGUCGCUGCUGCCAGUGCCCAGGCAUGGGGAUGUGCAGGCUGAUAUUGAAUCUUGGUACCCUCCCGGUCACGGUGACUUCUACGAAUCCUUCUACAACUCCGGCCUCCUCCAGAAGUUCAUCAAGGAAGGCAGGACGUACUGCUUCAUCAGCAACAUCGACAACCUCGGCGCCACCGUCGACCUCAACAUCCUGGACCUGCUCCUCAACCCAGACCCCUCCAAACCCAUCUCCGAGUUCGUCAUGGAGGUCACCGACAAGACCAGGGCUGACGUCAAGGGAGGAACCCUCAUCCAGUACGAGGACAAACUAAGACUGCUCGAAAUUGCUCAAGUGCCCAAAGAACAUGUUGAUGACUUCAAGUCAGUCAGUCAAUUCAAAUUCUUCAACACCAACAAUUUGUGGGCGAAACUGGACGCUAUCCAGAGGGUAGUCGAACAAGGGUCGCUUAACAUGGAGAUUAUUGUGAACAAUAAGCAUUUGGCUGACGGACUUAAUGUGAUUCAAUUAGAAACAGCUGUAGGUGCUGCUAUGAAGUGCUUCGAGGGUGGCAUUGGUGUUAACGUUCCUAGAUCCCGUUUCUUGCCCGUCAAGAAGACAUCAGACUUGUUACUAGUGAUGUCCAACUUGUACAGUCUAUCGCAUGGUUCGCUAGUGAUGUCCCCGCAGCGCAUGUUCCCGUCGACGCCGCUUGUGAAGUUGGGAGACAACCACUUCGCGAAGGUCAAGGAGUUCCUCAACAGGUUCGCGACAAUCCCGGACAUUAUUGAAUUGGAUCACCUCACUGUCUCCGGUGACGUCACGUUCGGAAGAGGAGUCUCUUUGAAGGGCACAGUAAUAAUAAUCGCGAACCACGGCGACCGUAUCGACAUCCCGUCGGGAGCGCUGCUGGAGAACAAGAUUGUGUCUGGUAACCUGCGUAUAUUGGACCACUAGGCAUAGACAAUACGGCUGAACUUUAGCACAUCGAAUAUGGCCCCAACAUGGUCUUCAGGCCAUAACUUAUACUUAUGAAAAGGUUCUUAAUUUAUUUGUUCUUUGUAUACGCUGUCCGAUUGCUGGGCAAAGGGACGGUGAAGGUAUGUUUGAAACAUACCGUUUAUUAUGGCACAUGAAUAAUGUUGUCUGUGGUGCAUUUUGUGUGCUGGCAACACCAUUCUUGUAAUAUUUAAUGUUUAUUUUUUGAGAACACGUUGUCUAUAAUAGAUAAAUAUUCUAGUUAGCACAAUUUUAUACUCGAUUGCAUUACUAAAGUGGUAAACACGUAUUUAUUUAAUGUUAUAUUUGCUUGAGUUCUCCUAAAUAUUGGUAAUAUGGAAGAGAGUAGAGGCCGGCAGCAAAGUGCAUUAAUUAUGAAAUCGAAAAAGUCAUCUUAGUUUUUUCAAAGGAUGUUCUUACAAAUCUUCUUAUCUAAAUUAUGAUUAAUGUACAAUGUAAACAUGAAAAUAAAGUGAGUAGUCUAUCAUGAGGCUAAUCGCCAGUCACAGCUGACAAGUGGUUAACAAUAUAUAGGCCAUUGAGAAACCGAGUUUUAUAUAAGUUUAUGUUUGUUAAAUAUUGAAUUGGUUGUGUAAUUGGGUGUACUCGUUUUGUAAUUUUAAAUAUUUAUAAAAAUGAAUAAAAAUGUCUCGUUUGACCUUUUUUUUCGAGAAAAACCAAAA
This is a messenger RNA of Trichoplusia ni (cabbage looper), 2419 nucleotides long. It is a transcript of the gene UGP, whose product is annotated as UTP--glucose-1-phosphate uridylyltransferase. The transcript is spliced from 6 exons. Bases 168 to 1694 code for a protein of 508 amino acids. NCBI's taxonomy places the organism in Eukaryota, Metazoa, Arthropoda, Insecta, Lepidoptera, Noctuidae. The record is from RefSeq and is a predicted model, not a curated record. Gene Ontology annotation, molecular function: UTP:glucose-1-phosphate uridylyltransferase activity. Gene Ontology annotation, cellular component: cytoplasm. Gene Ontology annotation, biological process: glycogen metabolic process; UDP-alpha-D-glucose metabolic process.